AUGAGAUGGCCACCAUGGAGAUCCGAGUCGACCAAUGACGAAAAACAAUCCACUUGGAGCUCCUCCGCAAACAACCCAACCUCCGUCCUAGACUGGCGAGCCUUCCUCGAACCAAGAACCCUCGUCCCAACCAUCCUCCUCACAAGCGGCAUUCUAAUCUCCGUGCGCAUCCACCGCACCUACCUACGUCGCAUCCCAGACGCGCCUAGCAUCUCGCCAUCAUUCCUCCGUCGCCGCAGCGUCUUCGGCCAGGUCACUUCCGUCGGCGAUGGUGAUAACUUUCGCAUUUUCCAUACGCCUGGUGGUAGGCUCGCGGGUUGGGGCUGGAUGCCCUGGAAGAAGGUCCCGAAAGCUAAGAAAGAGCUGAAAGAUAAUACUAUCCACAUCCGUCUCGCAGGCAUAGAUGCUCCUGAAUUAGCGCACUUCGGUCGCCCGGAACAGCCCUUCGCGCGCGACGCCCACACCUGGUUAACGAACUACCUGACUAACAAGCGCGUGCGCGCCCUUGUCCACCGACAAGACCAAUACUCGCGUGUUGUCGCGAGUGUAUACGUGCGCCGGGCGUUUGAUUUCCCGCCUUUUCGGCGGCGGGAUGUCUCCUAUGAAAUGUUGAGGAAAGGGCUGGCGACGGUUUAUGAAGCGAAGGUUGGGUCGGAGUUUGGUGGGGAGAAGAUGGAGAAGAAGUAUCGACGUGCAGAGUGGCGGGCUAAGAAGAGGGCCAAGGGGCUUUGGAAGGACUACAAGGCUGUUGGGAGCAAUUGGGAGAGUCCGCGGGAGUAUAAGAACCGGAUGGGGAUGGGGGAUUCAACUCUUGAGAAGAAGAAGAAGUAA
Molecule: messenger RNA, 831 nt
Organism: Penicillium nucicola
Lineage: Eukaryota; Fungi; Ascomycota; Eurotiomycetes; Eurotiales; Aspergillaceae
Product: thermonuclease family protein
Exons: 2
Coding region: 1-831 (276 amino acids)
Cellular component (GO): cytoplasm; mitochondrion
Source: RefSeq, a predicted model, not a curated record